Molecule: messenger RNA, 2262 nt
Organism: Triticum turgidum subsp. durum (durum wheat)
Lineage: Eukaryota; Viridiplantae; Streptophyta; Magnoliopsida; Poales; Poaceae
Source: the annotation of a GenBank genome assembly
AUGAGGGGGAGAAAUGACGGGGGGCAGAGCAAGAGGCCCGUCGUGCUCUUCUGCGUCAUGGUCGUGUGCCUCUGCCUCCUCUUCCUCUAUUUCUCGGGCUCCAAUGGGCAGGCUGGGAGCGCGGCACUAGAGUAUGGCACCAAGUUUUCUCGCUCGCUUGGGUGGGGCAGCGAUGGAGAUGGCGACGAUGGCUCAGAGGAGUCGAUUUUUGGGACUGGCGAUGUAAAUGACGUUAAGCUCAAGAGCUUCCCGGUAUGCGAUGAUCGGCAUUCUGAGCUGAUCCCCUGCUUGGAUAGGAAUUUGAUAUAUCAGAUGAGGUUGAAGCUGGAUCUAAACUUGAUGGAGCAUUAUGAGCGGCAUUGCCCUCCUCCUGAGAGGCGAUUUAAUUGCCUGAUUCCACCGCCACAUGGCUAUAAGGUUCCCAUAAAAUGGCCAAAAAGUCGCGAUAUAGUGUGGAAAGCAAAUAUUCCUCACACUCACCUUGCAAAAGAGAAGUCAGACCAGAACUGGAUGAUUGAUGCAGGCGAAAAAAUUAAGUUUCCAGGUGGCGGAACACAUUUUCAUCAUGGAGCUGACAAAUAUAUAUCAAGCAUUGCAAAUAUGCUAAACUUCAAAGAUAACAUUAUAAACAAUGAGGGAAUGCUUCGUACUGUACUUGAUGUGGGCUGCGGAGUGGCUAGUUUUGGAGGAUAUCUUCUUUCAUCGAAUGUCAUAGCGAUGUCUUUGGCACCAAACGAUGUACAUCAGAACCAGAUCCAAUUUGCUCUUGAAAGGGGGAUCCCUGCUUAUCUUGGUGUUUUGGGAACAAAAAGGCUUCCAUACCCCAGUAGAUCGUUCGAAUUAGCCCACUGUUCUCGUUGCAGGAUUGAUUGGCUUCAGAGAGAUGGAAUUCUUAUGCUUGAACUGGACAGAUUACUCAGGCCUGGAGGUUAUUUUGCUUAUUCAUCUCCUGAGGCAUACGCACAGGAUGAGGAGGACCGUAGAAUCUGGAAAGAAAUGAGUUCCCUUGCAGAAAGGAUGUGCUGGAAAAUUGCAGAGAAAAAAAACCAGACAGUUAUUUGGGUCAAGCCUCUGAACAAUGAUUGCUACAGGAGCCGGCCGCGUGGUACAAAUCCACCUCUAUGCAAAAGUGGUGAUGAUCCAGAUUCAGUAUGGGGAGUGACAAUGGAAGCUUGCAUUACUCCAUAUCCAGAACAAAUGCACAGGGAUGGGGGAAGUGGAUUGGCUCCUUGGCCUGCUCGAUUAACAACCCCACCUCCUCGUCUUGCAGAUUUGUAUGUUACAGCUGACACAUUUGAAAAAGAUACGGAAAUGUGGCAGCAAAGAGUAGACAAUUAUUGGAAUUUAUUGCGCCCAAAGGUAAAACCAGAGAGUAUUAGAAACAUCAUGGACAUGAAAGCAAACUUUGGAUCAUUUGCUGCUGCUCUCAAGGAAAAGGAUGUAUGGGUGAUGAAUGCUGUGUCCCAUGAUGGACCAAACACUCUUAAGAUAAUCUAUGACAGAGGGCUCAUAGGCUCUACACACGACUGCUUUCUCCCUGCAGAAUUAUAUGCAGUUUGUACCGUGUGUGAGGCAUUCUCUACUUAUCCUCGAACAUAUGAUCUUCUACAUGCGUGGACAGUCUUCACCGACCUUGAGAAAAGAGGUUGCAGUGCUGAAGAUCUGCUCCUUGAAAUGGAUCGUAUACUCAGGCCAACUGGUUUUAUCAUCGUGAGAGACAAGGCCCCUAUCAUUGUAUUCAUCAAGAAGUAUCUCAAUGCACUUCACUGGGAGGCAGUAACCGUUGUGGAUGGUGAGUCCAGUCCGGAAUCUGAGGAGAAUGAAAUGAUACUCAUAAUCCGGAAGAAAUUGUGGCUACCAGAAGCAGGUUCACAGGACUCGACUAUUAAUUCAGGGCGGUUUUCACAAAAAUGCGAUAAUCUAGUCGUAACAGUGGGCCAGGUGCCAUGCUGGCCCGCUACUUUCCUUUUUCAACGAAGUUGGCGUCGAGCCGAUCACGACGACGGAGCAGGCGGUGUUGCCUUUCAGAGGAGGCCUGGCUGGUUUACUGAACCAACUCUAGCUGAUGUUGACCAUGGAGUAGUUCUUGUUGAGCAUGGAGCAGUUGCUGAUGAUCAAGCUCCAAUUGAUGUUGCUCCUGCUCCAAUUAAUGUUGACUCUGCUCCAAUUCCUGUUGAUCCUGCUCCAAUUGCUUUUGCACCUCCUCCUGACGCUGUUGGUUCUGCUCAUAAGAUUUAUGCUGUUGGUCUUAAUAAUGCGUAG